CUGAAGCUGUUUGCGUUUUCGCAUAUUUGAAUUUCAAAUGAUCGCUAAUCUAAUUUUUUAAUUGCUGUCCUGGACGACUUAAGCUUGAAUCUGAUAGAUUUUAAUAAUGUUCUAUACUAGUUGACUAAAUAUCAAGGCUUUGGAAUAAAAAACAAGCUCUUUAAAUCGAACUGUUCACUUCUUUACGCAGCACGUACAAAAAUACACAAACACUAAUGAACUGUAUAACGGGUGCAACUUCAAGGCAUAGAUUUUUUUUUGGCAAAGCGCUAACCUCGAUUCAUUCAAUUCAUCACAUUGCCGGAGUUUGUAAGUUAAAAUUGUUAAAGGAUUUUUUUAUUUAAAAAAAAAGAUGUCUAACACGGAAGAAAGCUUUGAUGGUCAUGAAUCUAGUGAUGGAGAUGAAAAGAAAGCGUACGAAUCGAUUCUGUCCAAUCCUUCAUAUUUUUCUGCUACCAUGAAGCGUAUGCUUUUAAAACACAUGGUAAAAAGUUUGCCGGAAGCUGCUCAAAAGCGUGUUAAGGCAUUGAAGAAUCUACAAUUAGAGUUUUUAAAACAUGAGUGCAUGUUUUUCGAGGAAGUCUAUCAGUUAGAAAGGAAAUAUCAAGAAAAGUAUCAAGCAAUUGCAGAUAAAAGAAAGUCCAUCGUAAAUGGUGAUUAUGAGCCAACAAAUGAGGAAUCUGAAUUUAAAUCGGAUGUUGAGGACGAAGAUGAAGAUGACGCUAUGAUACAAGAAAGAUUGAAAAGUAUGAAGUCCAUCCAGCAAUAUGAUGCUAAUGUUAAUGGCAUACCGGAUUUUUGGUUAACAAUUUUCCGAAACUCUGAGUUAUUAAACGAUAUGAUUCAACCUCAUGACGAAACUUUGUUAAAGCAUUUGAUUGAUAUUAAGAUCAAGUACGACGAAGAUUUGUCGUAUACACUUGAAUUUCAUUUUCAACCAAACGAUUACUUCACUGAUUCAGUUUUGACAAAGAAGUAUUUUUUGCGGUGUAAAAUUGAUGGUGAAGAACCAUUUGAAUUUGAAGGACCUGAGAUUUAUAAAUGCACAGGCUGCAAUAUUAAUUGGAAGCCAGGCAAAAAUAUUACAGUUAAAACGAUAAAGAAGAAACAAAAGCAUAAGGCUAGGGGUCAAGUUCGUACUAUUUCAAAGCAAGUUCCCACGGAUUCCUUCUUUAACUUUUUCAAUCCCCCGGAAGUACCAGAAGAUGAGAACAAGCUUGACGAAGAAUCGCAAAACAUUUUGGCAACUGAUUUCGAAAUUGGACACUUUCUAAGAGCUCGGAUCAUUCCUCGUGCUGUUUUAUUUUAUACUGGCGAUUUAGUUGACGACGACGAAAGUGAUGACGACUUGGAAGAAGAAGAGGACGAAAUGUCUGAGGAAGAAGAGGAAGAAACUCCAGAACCAGCACAAAAAACUGGAGCACGCAAAAUAAAAGGGCCAAUGAAAGGAAGUAGCGGUGGAAAACAAGGUGAAAAUCCAGCAGAAUGCCAACAACAAUAAUUUCUUGGAUAUCUUCUUUUAUUAUUUCUUUUUUAAAGCUCUUCAUGUGAAGUAUAAGCAUUAUUCUUUCUUCAAUUUUUUCAUAUGAACUUAAAUUCUUUAUAAACAAAAACCUCAAUAAAUUCAUUUUUGAAAUAUCAUUCUCUAAUCAAAAAAAUCGCAAACAACAUGAAUAGAUCGUAUAAUAUCUAGCUACAUGUAGCGUUACAUCAGAAAUGCAUUUUUUAUAUUCAUUUUUCCAAAAAAAGGAACAUAUUUUUAACUGUAACUGAUUAUAGUUUGUUUUUUUUCUGACAAAAAGGAAGAAAUAAAAUAAAAAGAUAUUCCUUGAUAUUACCAAUAA
Messenger RNA from Chironomus riparius, 1844 nucleotides. Lineage: Eukaryota; Metazoa; Arthropoda; Insecta; Diptera; Chironomidae. The record is from the annotation of a GenBank genome assembly.